AUGGGGUUCUUCGACAACAUCAUGCUCCAGCUGGACGAGGCCGUGUCAGGCUUCUUCGGACAAUGGAAUACAUACACCACCGCCCUCGUUACCCUGCUAGUCAUUAUCGUUUCUUAUCGAAUCUUUUCUAGCCAGGACCCCGAUACUCAUCCUAUGCUCCUUGCGCGCCAGGCUCAGGGUUCACCAGUCCGACAAAAAGGAGAAUCUCCCGUUUACCGAUCCCACUCUUCCCCUCACGGCAUGCCUCUCAACAGCGGACUCAACGUUAAGGAUCCCGGUGCUUCCAAGUGGUCGAGAGGACGUGAUGGAGACCUUCGGGAUAUUUGGAGACGGGCUGCGACUGGAGGAUCAGGCGACGACGGCAAGCCUGCUGGAGCUAAAGGGCGUCUACUGACGGUUCUUGGUAGCGAGAACGUCGUUGAGCAUCAACUCGACGAUGUUACUCGCCAAAUCAACCUUAUUGGGCAACACAUCCACGAGCAGGGCGGUAUUCGCGUUGCCAUCUAUUUGCCGAACUCCAUUGAGUUGCUAGUGGCUCUUUUCGCCUGCAGCUUUUACCCCAAUCUCACGGCCAUUCUGAUUCCAUUUGACGUAUCUGACGAGGAACUGAUCAUGAUGCUUCGUCGUUCUGCUGCGGAUACCCUUGUUACGGCGCCUGGCGCGUUCCCCUUCGACCCCGUCGUUAAGGCCUAUCCCUCUCUCCGCCAACUGAUCUGGGUUGUGGAUGAAGGCAGCAGCCAUAUGGACUGGAACGAGGUUCCCGAGGGCACAGGAGGCAGCGUUAACGUUGCAACUUGGCAGGACAUCGUUCACGAGGCGCCUGCCAGCAUUGGAAGGGAGCUGCCUGCUGUUGACAAGGAGGUUGAGCCCAGGGAGAUCAUUACUUUCUGGCAGACUAAGCCCGGAACCCUGGAAGAAAUGGUGCGGUUCACUCAGUCCAACUUGGUGUCCGGAGUAGCUGGUCAGCUUGCUGCAAUCCCGUCAACGCAACGCCUCGGUCCGUCUGACCUCUUUCUGGCGGCUGAUUCUCUGACGAACAUUCACACCCUCACUCUGACGCUUGCUGCCCUGUACUCGAACGCGUCUGUUGCUUUCAACUCUGUUGCAGGACGGUCCCCCGAUUUGGUUCUGGCCACUCAAGGUGUGGCUCCUACGGUGCUCGUAGCUACCCCCGAGACUCUGUUGAGGACCCACAAGGAAGCCACCAACCGCUUGACUUCUGCCAUCGCCAAGGUCGCUCACUGGGCCCAGUCCCGCAGCCUGACGGAUAGUGGUGUUAUGCCCGUUGCCUCUGCGGCCGCCAAGUUCAACAGCGCGUCUCGCCCCGCGAUUGGUACCACCCCUGGAAAGCUGCGACUGGUUUACGUUGCGGACAGAGCCGGAGCCGACUCGCCACCGCUGUCCUCGCGGGUGCUUUCUGAUCUGCGUGUGUUCCUGGGUGCCAGGAUCAUCUACGCUCUCACGGCGCCCAAGGUCGCGGGCGCUGUUGCCCAAACUGGUUUUUACGACUACAGAGUUCAGGAUGAUGCCCAGUCGCACUUUGGCCCUCCCGUCACAAGCACUGAGAUCCUUUUGAGAGAUACGGAGAAGAACAAGAACGCAGACCAAGAUUACCAGGGAGAGAUUUUCGUCAGAGGCCCCUCUGUCGCAGGCAGUGAGACGUCUAUCAAGGUCGCUGGAAGAAUUCGGGACGACAAUACGUUGGCGUAUGCCUGA
Colletotrichum truncatum is the source of this 1716-nucleotide messenger RNA. RefSeq names its product amp-dependent synthetase ligase. Gene Ontology annotation, cellular component: endoplasmic reticulum; membrane. Lineage: Eukaryota; Fungi; Ascomycota; Sordariomycetes; Glomerellales; Glomerellaceae. Gene Ontology annotation, molecular function: long-chain fatty acid-CoA ligase activity. The record is from RefSeq and is a predicted model, not a curated record.